AUGUGCGCGCUGCGAUCAACAAGCACUGUCGCACCAUCGCUGUCUCAGAAGUAUCAACAUGGGAGCUGCCGGGCUCAUGACGCUGGUGCUGUUGGUUGCGGCGCUCGUGUCCUGCGCGACCGCUUUGCCGGCGGCUGUUGGAGCUCCAGGUGUGAGCAGGGAGUCACUGACCCCAGCAGAGAGUUUCGGCUUCGGCUGGGGGCUCUGGGGCUGGCCUGGUUAUUAUGGACUCGGGUAUCCUUUCUGGGGCUGAAGAGCACAUCCGCAUAUGUCAGGUUUGAGAAGAUGGCGACGCCUGCUUUGGAAUUCGAAAAAAGCAGUUUCAAGAACGCAAAAUUGUAUUUUAAAACACUGAAUAAAAUAAACUUUUGAAAAUA
Schistocerca gregaria is the source of this 377-nucleotide messenger RNA. RefSeq lists its product as uncharacterized. The coding region runs from base 1 to 372 and encodes 123 amino acids. NCBI's taxonomy places the organism in Eukaryota, Metazoa, Arthropoda, Insecta, Orthoptera, Acrididae. The record is from RefSeq and is a predicted model, not a curated record. The transcript has 3 exons.